AUGUCAUGCUUGUUACAUCCCUUUGGUAGUCUCGAACCGGGACCUGACAAUCGCGGGACGUGCUAUCAUAUUGUGCCAUUAUCUUGGUGCAACCCUGCCACGUCAAGUACUCUAGAAAACACGAAGCUCGUCCUUGCGUUUGCAGCUUGUUUUGGGGUAGGAGCCGCCAUUCGCGGUUACCUUACAUCAGGAAGUAAAUAUCCCCUCCCACCUUCCCCUACCACUUGGGGGCUUUGGGGGCACGUACUACCCUAUCACAGGUCAUAUCUUACUGUAGAGAAAUGGAUUGAAGAGCUUGGGCCCGUGAUCAGUUUUCGCUCAGGAACCCGGAGAAUCGUGAUUAUCGGCCGCCAAAAAAAAUGCUUAGCGGCGGACAGUCCAUCGCCUUUUCACACGCUGGGGAAAAGGUUGCAUCAUAUGCGUAGAGCACUUCAUUUGCAUCUCGGACCGAGAUCACUCGAGCAGCAUGAGCUCAUACAGUUAUCGUACGCAAAAGACAUGGUCAUGGACAUCAUCGAUGAUCCAUCCAACUUCCAGAACCACACGUUAACUUUUGUCUCAUCGGUGAUCAUGAAAGUUGCAUACGGGAAGAACACGCGUACGUUUGCUGGUGAUCUCGAACUCAAAGAUGCUCGCCAGCGCAUAGAGGAAUUGGGUAAAUCCCAGCGCCCUGGUGCUUACCUGGUGGACUCGAUUCCGUGGCUCAGAUACAUUCCUUGGUAUGGCAAAGAUUUAAGAGAGGGAUUUGAGAGGGGCAGGAAGAUCUACACCGCCUCAGCUCAAUCGCGUGAAACAUCAACUAGUACUUAUCGCCUUGUCAUUCUUUCCAUGAUGCCUGACCCCGUUCCACAGCAGAGGAAUGAAGACAUCGGCCCUUCGUUCGCGAAAUACAUGCUCGAAACUGAGCAUAGUUAUCCCUUUACUGAGCUUGAGAGGGCUUGGCUCGUUGGGAGCUUGUUGCUAGCAUCCAACACGACUGCUGCGGCGUUAUGCACGGUGCUCAUGGUAGCCGCGCUUUUCCCCGAGGAGCAAGCUAAAGUCCAGGCCGAGUUUGAUGCGGUCAUCGGAAGGAACCGAGGUAGCUUCAUUCCUAUCGCAGUCUUGUCGAGUAAUGAUGUCUCCACCACAGUACCCACUUUCGCUGACGAAAAUUCCCUUCCCCUUCUGCGCGCUUUCAUCGCUGAGUGUCAAAGAUGGAGACCGUCUGCUGCUGAAGUUUACAAGGUUCACACUGUAGGGCUGGCUCAUCAAACGACUAAAGACGAAAAUUAUUGCAUUCCUGCCGGGACUACGGUGUUCGGCAACCAUUGGGCCAUCUCUCGAGAUCCAGACGUCUUCCCUGACCCUCACGCAUUCAAACCUGAGCGCUGGCUGAACGACCAAGGUGGCCUGAGGAAGGACCACAAAUUCUAUACCUUCGGGUUUGGUCGGCGGGUAUGCCCCGCCCAACACCUCGUACCCAGAUCCGUGUUCAUACACUCGCUCCUUGUCCUUUGGGCCUUCCGGAUGACUCUGGAUCCUACGAAGCCGGCGGAUGACAUGGGAUAUAUGAUCGGGGUGGUGCCAGAUAUCCAACCAUGCACUGUUCAGUUUGAGAGCAGGGUUCCGGAAUCGGCGCUCAGGCGUAUGAUGCAGAAGGAUCCCGAGGUUGCGUGA
Messenger RNA from Suillus paluster, 1656 nucleotides. Its product is annotated as cytochrome P450. The record is from RefSeq and is a predicted model, not a curated record. Bases 1 to 1656 code for a protein of 551 amino acids. NCBI's taxonomy places the organism in Eukaryota, Fungi, Basidiomycota, Agaricomycetes, Boletales, Suillaceae. Gene Ontology annotation, molecular function: monooxygenase activity; oxidoreductase activity, acting on paired donors, with incorporation or reduction of molecular oxygen; iron ion binding. The transcript is spliced from 12 exons.